Lottia gigantea (owl limpet) is the source of this 1014-nucleotide messenger RNA. RefSeq lists its product as hypothetical. The record is from RefSeq and is a predicted model, not a curated record. Gene Ontology annotation, biological process: protein localization to nuclear inner membrane; protein import into nucleus; RNA export from nucleus. Gene Ontology annotation, molecular function: structural constituent of nuclear pore. The transcript is spliced from 9 exons. NCBI's taxonomy places the organism in Eukaryota, Metazoa, Mollusca, Gastropoda, Lottiidae. The annotation marks the transcript as partial. Gene Ontology annotation, cellular component: nuclear pore; nuclear pore inner ring.
AUGGAGAUCCUCAGAAGUUCUCAGAUCUCCAGACAAAGACGAAUCAUUAUCUGCAGUCCAAGAGAUUCCAGAGAUCACCUAAUUAGGAAGAUUUUAGAAAAGGCAAAGUCUUUCAACCUUCUCUCCAACAAAAGACAGAAUUUUAUAUUUGUAGAUCCGAGCUCCUAUCUGGAGCCAUUUUCCGGUGCCACACAGAUGUACCAAUUGGGGUUGUUUUCGGCGAGAGCUUUUCUGUAUGCUUUUCGGUACAUACAGCCAUCGUUUGGUCAACCAUCCCAAGAUGCUAAUAGAGCUACGUCACUAGAUGCUGCUAAAAUAACCACCAUGGCUUUAAACUAUUACAUCUCAACCCAAACUGUUCUCACAAAUGAAUUCUCGGAUGAUAGAUUUUUGGUGGCUAUGAAAAAGGUGAAUAUACCAUUUGGUGAAACAGGUGUGAUAAGGUUUAAUUCUACUGGACAGAGAAUAGAUUACCAGUUAGAUCUAUAUACACAUGGCGGAGAAAAUAUGUACAAAAAGGUAGCAGAUUGGGUACCGUCACCUAAAACAGCUAAUGCUAGGAUGCAAUGGAAACGUUCAAAUAAAGUAUCCCACAGAACAGCUGAGUUUGAUGAAGCCCAGAAACUUGAGAAGAUAUCAUUACAGAAUGUUAGAAUGUUAUUACAUCAGGUAGAAGAAGUUCUGGGUUUGUGGAAAGUUCUAGUUGAUCAUCAGUUCCAUGUAUUAGCUGCAGCUCUUACUAAGGACCAACAGAAUCAGUUACGUUCCAUGACAUUUAAAAACCUGGUAAUUAAUGGGAGAGAGUUAUGUGCAGCAUUAAUAACUUGUCUAAUAACGAGAUUUCUACAAGAUAAUGCUAAGAUAGAUAAUAUCAGUUCUAUAUUACGUAAUGUUUGUCCUAAUUUAUAUAGUACAGAUGAUGCUACCUGUUCUAUGGCUAAUGAAUUACUCCAUGCUUCGAAAGCCAAUCAGAAUCAAGGAGAAAAACAAAGACAGUUAUACGAAGCUUUGAGG